Messenger RNA from Acipenser ruthenus (sterlet), 1300 nucleotides. Its product is annotated as complement C1q and tumor necrosis factor-related protein 9-like. NCBI's taxonomy places the organism in Eukaryota, Metazoa, Chordata, Actinopteri, Acipenseriformes, Acipenseridae. Bases 64 to 780 code for a protein of 238 amino acids. The record is from RefSeq and is a predicted model, not a curated record. The transcript is spliced from 3 exons. Gene Ontology annotation, molecular function: protein binding.
UAGAAAUCCCAGCCUCUGAAAGGUAAGUGUUUUAUACAAAGGAAUAAUUGUAUUCCUGCACAGAUGCCGUUUGCUGCUGUGGUUCUGCUGGCUCUUGUCCUCACGGGGUGCUGUGUCCAGGAGGUGGCGCUGGUGGACGACGGAUUGAAGGUCUGCAAUGCUGGCAUUCCUGGGAUCCCCGGCUCCCCUGGGACGCACGGGCCGGCUGGCAGGGAUGGCAGGGAUGGGAAUCCGGGACACCAUGGGGAGAUAGGACAGGCAGGGCCAAAGGGAGAGAGGGGCCUCGAGGGCCACCCUGGAAAGAUGGGACCCCAAGGAACGAAAGGAGAAAAAGGAGAGCCUGGACAUCCUGGAGAAGCAGGACCACCGGGACAGGUGAAAUCAGCGAUCGUCGCCUUCCAUGUUGGGCUGUCAUCGAGCAAACCCCCCUCAGGCUCCCCCAUCAAAUUCACCAAGCUCUUCUACAACGACCAGAAGGCCUACAACGUGGCUACAGGGGAGUUUACGGCACCGCGGAGCGGGCUGUACUUCUUCACAUACCAGCUCACUGUAGUGAGUGUGAAUGUUAAAGUGACCCUGAGGAAGAACGACGAGGUGGCUCAGUACACGCAGUGUGACGACCUUGGAAAGACCAUCCAGGCCUCGGGAGCUGCAGUCAUCAGCCUGCUCAAAUCUGACAGAGUCUGGCUGCAGGUGUACGAUGACUCUUACAACGGCCUGUAUACAGACAGUAACGACGAUACCACUUUCACAGGCUUCCUGCUUUAUCUUUUAGAGUAGGACGAGUAACAACACAGGUUAUAAUACGGUACAGUCACGGCUCAUUAAAGAGAAGCCAAACUGCUCAGUCUCUUACUUAGGGCUCAGACUCCCGCGUUAUAAAGGGGAAGCUCUGUGUAAUAAACACCACAGACUUUCAGCAAUCAGAACAAAGAUGUUUAGCAGAAUCUGGUGACCAUCGAAAAAAAAAAAUGCAUUUUGAGAUUAACAAAUAUUCAAACAACGAUAUUAAUUCUGAAUAUACAUACUCAUAAUAAUAACACCAUGAACUGCACUGGUCUGCUGUCUUUGGAUCUAGCACACACUAUUAAAUGCUUAAAGCAUGCAAUGAUCAUUUUUACUUGCUAAGUCAAUGUUUUCAAUACUGAACAUGCAUGCACAGCACAGACCCAUUCACAGCAUGCAUACCAGGUAUGAUCUGUGCAGUAUUUCUAGAAUGAAUACAUGUGUUUAGCUUUGCUCAGUAUGUUUAUAAUGUUGCAUCACUGCUUAUUAAUUAAUAAAGUAUGCUUUGACUGUC